Medioppia subpectinata is the source of this 744-nucleotide messenger RNA. NCBI's taxonomy places the organism in Eukaryota, Metazoa, Arthropoda, Arachnida, Sarcoptiformes, Oppiidae. The record is from the annotation of a GenBank genome assembly.
AUGGUAAAGCCGACAGAUAUAUGGCUCUGCGGUUACAUGAAGUCAGGCAACACUUGGCUCUCGGAAAUCGUGUCCUUAAUAAUGGCCGACGGAGUGGUCGACAGAGUCCGGGAGCGACCCAUCACUGAGAGGGUGCCCAACAUUUUCAUCGUAGACAACGAUCGAUGCAAUAGUGUUUGGUUUGAAGGGUUAAUUGAUCCCAGAAUUACUGUCAAUCAUUUGGAGCUCAAAUAUUUACCACGUUUUGAGGGCAAAGAGGGAAAGAUGAUAUACAUCGUGCGUAACCCAAAGGACGUGUGCGUCUCGUUAUACCGCUUCCAACACAUGACGAAAAGCCGAGCCAUAGAUUGGGAUGAAAUGUAUGGAUUCUUUCUCGACGGACACCUAAUAAUCGGCGAUUGGUUGUCACACGUGACCGACUUUUGGCUCGCGUACGGCACUGGGAAUCACCCGAGCUUUACGGCCGAAACGGUGGCCAACAUUACGACCCACUGUUCGCUGCGGACUAUGCGCGACAAUCCGAUGGCCAAUCAGUCCGAUCUGAUGACACGUGUGGGUAAACCCGGCGCACAAUUCGUCCGGAAAGGCAUAAUUGGCGACUGGAGGCGACACAUGACGGACACGCAGUCGGCACUGUUUGAUGAGCGCUUUGGGCAACAGUUGCGGGCGAUUGGGCUCCCGGUGUGCGACGAGUUGGCCGACGCCCAGCGCUGUAUGCGAGACACCGGGCGUAUCAUUGUUUAG